Messenger RNA from Pygocentrus nattereri (red-bellied piranha), 2801 nucleotides. It is a transcript of the gene ykt6, whose product is annotated as YKT6 v-SNARE homolog (S. cerevisiae). Gene Ontology annotation, cellular component: Golgi apparatus. Gene Ontology annotation, molecular function: SNAP receptor activity. The record is from RefSeq and is a predicted model, not a curated record. NCBI's taxonomy places the organism in Eukaryota, Metazoa, Chordata, Actinopteri, Characiformes, Serrasalmidae. Gene Ontology annotation, biological process: endoplasmic reticulum to Golgi vesicle-mediated transport. The transcript is spliced from 8 exons. The coding region runs from base 336 to 932 and encodes 198 amino acids.
GAGCCGGGACGGUGCCGACACAUUUUCAGUUUCUAGACGAAACAGUCUGCUUAGCCAGGUUAGCAGUCAAGUUUCGAAACAAAAAAUCUGGCGAUAGCGUGUGUUGUCGUCCGUGGCGCUUUUGUGAUUCUAAUACAGUCUAUUAAACAGGUAUUUUAAGUAUGCGUUGUCUCUUUCUCUUACUGAGAAAGCGAUAUUAGAGUUACGAAAGUUCGCUAACUAGCCGGCCAGCAGCUCUCUGUUUGGUGUUAGCACAACAGUUAAUCUACGCUUCUCGCCUCCGACGUGAAAGGUGUGUAAAUAACCCCCUCUCCCCAGCAAAGAUAAAAAGCACUAUGAAGCUCUACAGUUUAAGUGUCCUGUACAAAGGCUCGACCAAGGCCAACCUGCUGAAGGCAGCAUAUGACCUGUCUUCAUUUAGUUUCUUUCAGAGGUCCAGUGUACAGGAAUUCAUGACGUUCACCACUGCCCUGAUAGUUGAGCGUUCAUCACUAGGAAGCCGUGCUUCAGUUAAAGAACAAGAAUAUCUUUGUCAUGUGUACGUCCGGAACGACAACCUCAGCGGAGUAGUGAUUGCAGACAGUGAAUACCCCUCCAGAGUGUGCUUCACUUUGCUUGAUAAGGUGUUGGAUGAAUUCUCCCGGCAGGUAAACAGCAUAGACUGGCCCUCUGGUUCACCAGCCACUGUUCAGUACACAGCCUUGGACAGCUAUCUGGCCAAGUAUCAGAACCCACGUGAAGCAGAUGCCAUGACCAAAGUACAGGCUGAACUGGAUGAAACCAAAAUUAUUCUGCACAACACAAUGGAGUCUCUUUUGGAACGAGGUGAAAAACUGGAUGAUUUGGUGCAGAAGUCAGAGCAUCUGGGAAAUCAGUCAAAAGCCUUUUACAAAACGGCACGGAAGCAGAACUCUUGCUGUGAGGUGAUGUGAUGAUCACAUUAUGACAGACUGGGUUAUUACAAAGUCUCCUGGGCCACCCUUUGUCCUUUAUCUAUAUAUGUCUCAUUUCUUUCUCUUCCUCUCUUUCUCCUGGCCUAAGCUGGGAUACAGAGCAGAGUCCUUCCAGAGAUCCCAGGCGGGCUAUAUUGAGUGCUGAGGAUGAAAAUCACUGACUUAGAUUUUUUUUUUUGUUUUUGCUUUUUCCCCCCGAAUGGCUAAAGGGGGCUGAUUUCUCAGACUCCACCACACUUACUUCAUUCUCUGUUCUUCAUUGUUUCACUGAAUUGUCUAACCUAGGUGGUCUCCUCAGGGUCUGACUUAAAUUGGUUUGGGACAGAAAACAGACAGCGCAAAAUAGGGGGUCAAUUCGUACUGCCCCACUGUGCCUUACUUUUAGGUGGCUGUAUAUUAAUCUUGGGUGCAUUCAGUUAGACUGUUUAUUUAGCCUUAAGAAGUGUGGACAUUUCAAGCAAGAUUUUAAUUGUUCAGCUUUUUGGAUGGAAGCCUUUGUAAAGCAUAGUGAAAAGGCAGGAUAAAGUUUUUUUUUUUAUUAUCAAGUUUCAACAUGCUGUCUUGUUGGAUUAGGUUAACUGCUGGGGAUACAAGCAGAGUUGACCAAAAUAUCUUAAAGCUGAAGGUAUUAAUGAUGACCAGGUCUGAAGUAUGUAUAAAAUCUUUUGGAAAUGUGAAAUAAACAUUAAAGAGAACGUGGAUUUGUGCUGUUCUCUUCUGUUGUAUUUGUAAAUUGUAACCCAUAAAUUAAAAACUGGUUUGCUGUGCUGUGAACGUUCCUAGUUUAUCUUGGCACUUAUCAAGUUUUAAAUACAGAAGUUGGUGGUGAUUAUGCUUAGAUUGGGGUGUGGUUUGCUAAAGCCUUAAAGUGUGGUAUGCUGUGAAAUCAGCCCUGCUUCCCUCGAGUGGAAUUUGCUAAUUAUAUGAUGUCCAGUACAGGCCAGGCCACUGUAGUAGCUGGACCUGUAAAAUGCUGGGCUUUACUUUUUGACCAUGCCUGCCAAAAUACAUUGCACUCUUUGAGCAGUGAAUGGACUGGAAUCACAUUGGACACCAAGUCUUGGUCGUCUUUUUUUUUUUUUUGGCAGACUUGGCAGAUAGUGCUCUACAUGCAAGGUGAUUAUCUGCUUAAAUUUUUCAGAUGCAUUUAAUUUGGAGCAUCCUGAGAACUGACUGUUCUGAGAGAACAGUGUGUGCUCCUAAACUGAAGUCUUAUUUGUUCAUUUCUCAUGCAGAAACGAUCAAGGCUCUUGACUUUCCAGCAUUUAGUGCAGACACCCUUCUUAAAUGACACUUCUUUUAAAUGUUGGGGUUUAUUUUGUGAGUAUGCUUGUGAUUCCUUGGCAUAAAAGAAGUGACUGUUUUAGUGAUCUGAUGGUGUUAUUUUAUGCAGAAUUACUGCUUGAUUUAUGUGGCUUCUGUGUGUCCCUACACAUCGUAAGGGUUAUAUUGUAUAAAUGAUGGUGUAUUGCCUUGUCAACAAUGACAAGGUGCUCUGGAGGACCUUUUUGAGGUGCCUUUCUUGUAAUUGCCAAAUCCUCGCUAGCUCAUUCAAUCUCAACUUGCCAUAAUGGCAAAGUGCUACAUGUAGUUGUGUAUAAAACUUUGCAAAGUAUACUCCUCUUACAUGUUCAUUAAUUGUAUUUAUAUGCAACAUGUUGGUUAAUAUUUGGCAUUAAAUAUACUGUAAUGUCUCUCAUGGAGUUCAACGCAGAACUAAUCAGCUUUGUACUCUGUAGUUUUUAAUCUUACUCUUGUCUUGAUGUACUCAAUGUGUGAUUAACACUGCUGUUGUAUUUAGUGGGAAGUUAUUUGCAAUCUGUAAAAACUAAACAUUACUUUGCUGAA